AUGCCUACCAUCUCCGUCGACAAGUACAGGCUCUACGAAGCCCUCGGUCAAAAAUUCACGACCGAGGAGUUUGAGGACCUCUGCUUCGAAUUCGGUAUUGAGCUUGACGAGGAUACCGAGAACGAUGAGCGUCCUAUUGUCAAUGGCGAGCAGGAGCCUCCUCAGCUCAAGAUUGAGAUCCCCGCCAACCGAUAUGACAUGCUCUGCUUUGAAGGUAUCGUCAACAACCUCAAUGUCUUCCGUGGUAAAGAGCAGCCUCCCAACUACCGACUUGUCGAGCCUUCAAGCGGCAAGCUAGAGUCUAUCACCGUUAAGCCUGAGGCUGAGCAGGUCCGACCAUAUGUCUCUGGUGCUAUCCUCCGCAAUAUCAAGUUCGAUAAGAGCCGAUACGAGUCCUUCAUCUCGUUACAAGACAAGCUUCACCAGAACCUUGCCCGAAACCGAACACUCGUUUCCAUCGGUACCCACGACUAUGACACUAUCAAGGGUCCUUUCACCUACGAGGCUUUACCUCCCAAGGACAUCAAGUUCACUCCCCUGAACCAGACGAAGGAGAUGGACUCUGCUGAGUUGAUGAGCUUCUACGAGAAUGACAAGCACCUGGGCCGUUUCCUCCACAUCAUCCGCGACUCGCCAGUCUAUCCUGCCAUCUACGACUCUAAUCGCGUUGUCUGCUCUCUUCCUCCCAUCAUCAACGGCGAUCACUCCAAGAUCACACUCGACACUACCAAUGUCUUCAUUGAGAUCACCGCCACAGACAUGACCAAGCUUGAUAUUGUCACCGACAUCAUGGUCACUAUGUUCUCUAUGUACUGCUCCGAGCCUUUCACUGUUGAGCCUGUCCAGAUCAACUCCGAUCACAACAACCAGACUCGUGUCACACCCAACCUAAAGCCUAGAGUUGCCGAGGUUGAGAUCGAUUAUCUGAACAGCUGCACCGGUCUCACCGAAUCUCCCGAGAGCCUGUGCAAGCUCCUCUCCAAGAUGGCCUACACCUCCACUCCCUCAUCAAAAGACCCCAACAUCCUCGAGGUUGCUAUUCCCCCAACCCGAGCUGAUGUCCUUCACCAGUGCGAUGUGAUGGAGGAUCUUGCCGUAUGCUAUGGCUACAACAACCUUCCUCGCACCGCCCCCUCACGAAGCGCUACCGUCGGUGCUCCCUUAUUGAUCAACAAGCUUAGCGAUAUUAUCCGAACUGAGACUGCCGUCGCUGGCUGGAGUGAAGUUAUGCCACUGAUCCUGUGCAGUCAUGACGAGAACUUUGCAUGGCUCAACCGCAAGGACGACGGAAACACUGUGGUGCGUCUUGCCAACCCCAAGACCGCCGAGUACCAGGUCGUGCGGUCAAGCCUUCUCCCCGGUCUUCUCAAAACCAUCCGCGAGAACAAGAGCCACAGUGUGCCCAUGAAGAUCUUCGAGGUUUCCGACGUCGUCUUCAAGGAUGAGUCUCUGGAACGCAAGGCUCGCAACGAACGACACUUUGCUGCUGCAUGGUACGGCCGAACAAGCGGUUUCGAGGUUGUUCACGGUCUCCUCGACCGCGUUCUGCUCAUGCUGCGCACUGCUUUCGUUACCCACGACGAGGGUCUGACCGGCAAGAGUGUUGACUUUGAGGUGAAGGAGAACCCCAGCAAGCCUGACGGCUACUGGAUCGAGGAGCUUGACGAUGCUACGUUCUUCGCGGGUCAUGCUGCUUCCGUGUAUCUCCGUGUUGGCGGAAAGGAGAGGCGUAUCGGCGAGUUCGGUAUCUUGCAUCCUACUGUGUUGGAGAAGUUUGAUUUGAAAUACCCUGUUAGCACUCUCGAGAUCAACCUCGAAGUCUUCCUGUAA
Fusarium sp. VM40 is the source of this 1830-nucleotide messenger RNA. NCBI's taxonomy places the organism in Eukaryota, Fungi, Ascomycota, Sordariomycetes, Hypocreales, Nectriaceae. The record is from the annotation of a GenBank genome assembly.